Messenger RNA from Suillus subaureus, 528 nucleotides. RefSeq lists its product as uncharacterized. Bases 1 to 528 code for a protein of 175 amino acids. NCBI's taxonomy places the organism in Eukaryota, Fungi, Basidiomycota, Agaricomycetes, Boletales, Suillaceae. The record is from RefSeq and is a predicted model, not a curated record. The transcript is spliced from 11 exons.
AUGUAUAGAACUGCACUGGGUAGCUCCUGGUAUUCUCAAUCCCUGUGGUUCUGGAUCCAGGAUGUUCAAUUUAAUGAUUUGCUGCAGAAUGUCUAUAUGCUGUUAUGCUGUCCUGGCAUAGCCUCUGGAUUUUUUAGGCAUCUUAAGACUAUUGAUCACAAGUUAUGCAUCCUACACAAAUGGAAGGAGAAGAUUGAGGUGAUGCACCUUGUUGGAAUUAUGGUGAUUCAAGUAGGAGAGGAGUAUGAAUAUGAACAAGUGGUUCAGCUGCAAGAUGGGAGUCUGUCAUUGAUGUCCUAUUGGUAUGGUAAGGUAGUUGAUAUCUAUCUCAAGGCUGGAUAUAUGGCUCAAAAUACAGUGGUAUUAUCACAAGGUUACUUAGAAGAUGAGGGUGUUGAUCUCACAGCUUCUGUUGGUGAAUAUGGGCUCAUCCUCAGUGAUCUUAUAACUGGAGUGGGCAUGUGCUGUGUUGAGGAUCAUGCAACUAUCCUGCCAUAUGAUGAAGAUACUAAUAGGGAUACUGUAUAA